AUGUCAGCCGGUCCUGAGCUUGAUAAUGGCGCCGUAUUGAAGUGGCUAGAAGCGAGCGAUACUCAGUUCCAUAGGGCGAGUGCCACCCUUAACACCGAUCGAUGGCUUGACGAAUUCAUGACCGACGAUGUGGAGAUGCAAUAUGCAAAUAGCCCUGUGAUUAAGGGCAACGAGGUGCGGCAGAUGUUCAAAACUGUCCUCGGCCAACUAGGCAUGAUGACCCACGAGAUCCGUUACUUCGACUAUAUUCCCCCUCGUAUCUAUCAAGCCGCGACCAUCCGAUAUCUAGUCAAAGGUGACAGCCUAGACACCGACGAAAUCACUAUUCCCGGUUUUGCUGUGUUCUUUGUCCGGAAGGAUGAUGCCGGGCGUGUGAAGUGCUAUCGGGCUGAGACCUUCCUGGACCCAUCGGCAGUGUUUCAACGAAUUGCUGAAAAAUCAAGCCAACUAUAA
Molecule: messenger RNA, 453 nt
Organism: Penicillium arizonense
Lineage: Eukaryota; Fungi; Ascomycota; Eurotiomycetes; Eurotiales; Aspergillaceae
Exons: 2
Coding region: 1-453 (150 amino acids)
Source: RefSeq, a predicted model, not a curated record